AUGGACGUGGAAAACCUCAAACCGGCCGAUUCGGCCUCAGUCGACCAGAGCGUGCAGGAUGCGCGCGAUCUCGCCACCAUGGGGCACGACCAGGCCCUGACCCGCAAAUUCGAUUUGUGGAGUAUGCUCGCGCUGGCGUUUUGCGUAUUAGGAACGUACUCGACUUUCGCGCAGGGCCUCAGCAGCGGGCUCACCAACGGCGGCCCCAUCACCAUCCUCUGGGGCCUGGUGCUCGUGACGGCGUGUAAUCUCUGCGUUGCUGUCUCGCUGGGCGAAUUGACGAGUAGCAUGCCGACGGCGCUGGGGCAAGCGUACUGGGUGUACAGGCUGUGGCAUACGCCGACGGGGCGGUUCGUGUCGUACCUGUGUGCGUGGAUCAACACGUUUGGGUGGUGGACGCUCACGGCGUCGCAGAUUGCGUUUAUGACGGAGUUCCUGCUGGGGAUGAAAGUCAUGUUUGAGGAGAAUUGGGGUGGUGCGGGAGUCGGCUGGCUGCAGUUUGUGAUUUAUCUCGGCCUGGUGUUGGUGCUGACGGUCGUGAAUGUGGUGGGGUGUCGACGGGAGAAGAUCCUGCCGUGGUUGAAUGGGUUUGUGGGGGUUUGGUUUACUGGGUUGUUUGUGGUGCUGUCGCUUGCGCUGUUGAUUUCGGUUGGGACCAAGGCAGAACUGUCGUUUCAGCCGGGGAGGUUUGUGUUCGGGACGUGGAUUAACCAGACGGGGUGGAGUGAUGGGGUCGUGUGGUUUACUGGGUUGGUGCAGGCGGCGUAUGGGCUUACUGCGUUCGACGCGGUUAUCCAUAUGGUCGAGGAGAUGCCGGCGCCGAGGAUCAACGCGCCGAGGGUGACGUAUCUGGCGGUGCUGUCGGGUGCUGUCACUGGGUUUAUCUUCAUGGUCGUCUGUCUGUUCUGCAUGCAGGAUGUGGAUAGGAUUGUUGACUCGCCCAGUGGAUUGCCGUUCAUCGAGCUGAUGCUGGAGACGGUCGGCCUCAAGGGCGGGGCCACGCUGAUCGCGCUUUUCAUUUUCAAUGGCGUCGGCCAGGGCAUCAGUAUCCUGACGACUGCAUCCCGCCUGACCUGGGGGUUUGCCCGCGACGGCGGUCUCCCCUGGAGUCGGUACCUGACGGUGGUGGAUCCCGCGUGGAAGGCUCCUGUGCGCGCGCUCUGGGCGCAGGGGGUAUUGAUUGCGCUCGUGGGCGUGCUCUAUCUCUUUGCCAACACCGUUCUCGAAGCGAUCCUGAGCGUCAGUACCAUUGCAUUGACCAUCUCAUACGCCCUGCCAAUUGCAGUCCUACUCUUCGUGGGCCGGGACCAGCUGCCGCCUGGUCCCUUUCGCCUCGGCCGCUGGGGAACAGCAGUCAACUGGAUCAGCAUUGUAUACUGUGCCAUUACCACGGUCUUCUUCUUCUUCCCUGGCUCGCCUGACCCAGCGCCAGGGGACAUGAACUACGCGAUUGCGGUGUUUGGGGUGAUGCUCGUGGUUGCAGUCGGGUUCUGGCUUAUACAGGGCAGUCGGACGUAUCUACAGACGGCGGAUGCGAUAGCGCAGCUGAUACUCGCCCAAGGAUUGGAAUUGGAACCGGAACCUGGGAAAAAGUCUGAUCAAUGA
Messenger RNA from Aspergillus lentulus, 1605 nucleotides. RefSeq names its product putative amino acid permease family protein. Lineage: Eukaryota; Fungi; Ascomycota; Eurotiomycetes; Eurotiales; Aspergillaceae. The record is from RefSeq and is a predicted model, not a curated record. Gene Ontology annotation, molecular function: transmembrane transporter activity. Gene Ontology annotation, biological process: transmembrane transport; amino acid transport. Gene Ontology annotation, cellular component: membrane.